AUGAAUAAUCAGCACAAACUGGCUUUUUUCUAUUGGUCUGGACUCACUCUGUUGUCUUUUGCUAGUGGUUGCAUUGAUGCAGAAAGAAGAGCUCUCUUAGAUAUCAAGUCAUUGCUUAUCAACCCUUCGAAUAGACUAAACUCAUGGCACGGUGAUGAAUGCUGCAGAUGGAAAGGAAUCAGAUGUUCGAACUUGGGAAAUGUUGUGUCACUUGACCUCAGGAAUCCUAAUCCAGAGGAGUUCUUGGUGAACCUCAAUUCGGAACGUAUUCCAGCAUCUUCGAAUGCAAAUCAGACUGCCCUUCAAGGUACAAUUUCUGGAUCAUUGUUCAUGUUAAACCAACUUCACUACCUUGACCUCAGUUUUAAUGAUUUUAAGUCUUCUAAAUUACCAUCUGGAUUGUCGAAUCUGACAAGGCUAACGUACCUUAAUCUGUCGAAUGCUAUGUUUCAAGAUUCCAUCACAACACAAUUUGCCAAUCUUUAUUCAUUAACACAGCUUGACUUGUCCUGUUCUAUUGAGAUUAGUGACUCUUCCACUAUUUCUGUGAGCUUGACAUCAUCGUCGAGGAUCAGUUCUGGUUCGGUGUAUUCGUAUAGUCCUAAAGGCAAUCUGUACUCCUCGAAUCUGAACUGGCUACUAGGACUCACCAAUCUCCAGGAACUAAGAUUAACUGGCAUUGAUCUCUCUGAGGCUUCUCAAUCGACUGGAUGGGCUGAACCGAUAUCGUCUCUUUUUAACUUGAGUACACUUUACUUGUCUAACUGUAGAUUGUCUGGAAGAAUCCCUAUAGAUCAGCUUCUUGGUCUGACCCAUCUGCAUUCUUUGAUUAUGGAUUCCAACAAUAUUUCCUAUCAAAUACCAGACCAGUUGGCAAAUAUGACUUCCCUUUCGGAACUUGAUUUAAGAAACUGUAAUUUGCUUGGUUCAAUCCCUUACCUUCCUCAGCUCAAGGGAUUGUAUUUGGGGUACAAUUAUGGUUUAAGCAUUGAUCUUAGUUCCAUGUUUUCUGUCCCCUGGUCAAGAUUGGAGAGGCUGGAUAUACAAUUUGCACAAGUAGGUGGAUCAAUCCCGGAUUCCUUUGCCAACACAACUACGUUGGUUUCGUUUGUAGCAAAUAAUUGCUCAAUUCAAGGAUCUCUGCCUUUGUCAAUUACCAAUCUUUCGAGGUUGGAAAUAUUACAGCUCAAUGACAACAACAUAAGAGGUCAUCUUCCUACAACAUUGUCUGAUAUGAAGAGCCUUUGGUUGUUGUCUUUGUCACAAAAUUUUUUAAGUGGAUCCAUUCCUGAAACAAUUUGUGAUAUGCACUCUCUUAGCUAUUUAAAUUUGUACUACAAUCAGCUGACUGGAGGCUUACCUGAAUGCAUUGGCUCUCUUCCAAACCUAUCCUUCCUUUUCCUUGCCCGCAAUUAUCUGACUGGAAGUGUCUUCAUCUCUUCGUUUAGAAGUUCUGAGCUACGAUACAUAGGUCUAGGAUUCAAUGCAUUGUCAGUGAAGAUUGAUGAUUAUUCUUCUGAACUCAACUUUAAUUUUCAAGUAUUAGAACUUGCAUCUUGUAAUAUGGGAGGCGGGAUCCCAAAUUUCAUCGGCAAUCUAACUGAGCUUUUAUAUCUGGAUCUGGUUAACAACAGUCUAUCAGGACCUAUCCCUUCUUGGUUAUUCAAACUACCAUUGCUUUCUACCUUGGAUCUUUCGGAGAAUAACCUUCAAGGUUCUAUCCCAUCACGUAUCCAAUUGCACUCCUCUAUUUUUCCAAGAUUACUAAAUUUAGCAAACAACAAGCUUCAAGGGGCCAUUCCUUCACAACUUGAAAAUGUUGAAGUCAUUAACUUAUCAGGUAAUAGUUUCAGUGGCCUUGUACCAACACAGAUCGGAGAACUAUCUAGUAUAAGGUACAUAUCAUUUGCUGGAAACAAACUAUAUGGUCAGAUUCCACCAUCUUUUGGUAAAGAAGUUAAUGCUCUAGAGGUCCUUGAUCUCUCUAACAACAGUUUGUCAGGAAGGAUACCACCAAGUUUAGGAAACUGUUCGUCUCUUGUUUUUCUUAGCCUCGGAGGAAACAAUCUUGAUGGCAACAUUCCAACUGAACUCGAAGGUGCAAAACAUCUAAAGUACUUGGAUUUGAGUGGCAAUGAUUUCACUGGGACAUUUCCAAAUGUUAUCCGUAAAUUUCUUUCCCUGGAGGGUCUGAAACUGGAAAAGAAUAGAUUUGAAGGCCAGAUACCAAAGUUCAUAGGUGAACUCUACAAUCUACGCCUCCUUGUUCUGGGGUCAAACAUGUUCAGUGGACCAAUUCCUCAAGAGAUACUGAACUUGGAGAAGUUACAAUAUAUAGGUUUGUCAAAUAAUAGUCUAUCUGGUCCUAUUCCUGAGAAGCUUGAAAAUUUGAAGACGCUAACUGUCAGACCUACAGAUGGAACCAUUCUGGGCUUUCUGAUUUCAGCUGCUUUUGUUGGUGUUGAAUUGGAUAUAGUAACAAAAGGAUCAUCAUAUCAGCUUGAUUUGGUGUACUCAUACCACAGUGGGAUAGAUCUUUCACUCAAUGCUCUGACAGGAUCAAUUCCGAACGAGAUUGGCCUUCUACAAGGUCUUUCUAUGCUGAAUCUUUCCCACAAUUACCUGUCAGGUGAGAUUCCAAGGAGUAUAGGGAAGAUGAGUGGUCUGGAAUCUUUAGAUCUUAGUUUCAACACACUAAGUGGUGAGGUGCCACAGACAUUAGCAAAUCUUGAUUUUCUUAGUGUUCUGAAUUUAUCAUACAAUAACUUGAGUGGAAAAGUUCCAGUGGCGCCACAUUUGGAUACACUUGAUAGAAAUGGAUUUAACGGAAAUCAAUUUCUCUGUGGUGCUCAGGAUGUAAAGAUUUCAUGCAACAACAAUGACUAUCCUACUAUAGAAACAAACAAUGAAGACAGUGAUGCUGAAGAAAACUUAUUACUGUUUGGCAUUAUAGCAAUGGGAUAUGGUUGUGGCUUGUCUGUAUUCUUUCUGAUAUUGUUUAACAUGACGGGUAAAUGGAAGGAGAUGUAUUGCAGGUUCACUGACACAGUUGUAUUACGAAUCAUUGAGUAUCUACAGGGAGACAGAAAGAGAGUAUCUGCUUCCUGGUAA
Daucus carota subsp. sativus is the source of this 3111-nucleotide messenger RNA. Its product is annotated as LRR receptor-like serine/threonine-protein kinase GSO2. The transcript has a single exon. Bases 1 to 3111 code for a protein of 1036 amino acids. Lineage: Eukaryota; Viridiplantae; Streptophyta; Magnoliopsida; Apiales; Apiaceae. The record is from RefSeq and is a predicted model, not a curated record. Gene Ontology annotation, molecular function: protein binding.